Messenger RNA from Gossypium arboreum, 1227 nucleotides. RefSeq names its product NAC domain-containing protein 83-like. Bases 351 to 1118 code for a protein of 255 amino acids. Lineage: Eukaryota; Viridiplantae; Streptophyta; Magnoliopsida; Malvales; Malvaceae. The record is from RefSeq and is a predicted model, not a curated record. The transcript is spliced from 3 exons. Gene Ontology annotation, molecular function: DNA binding. Gene Ontology annotation, biological process: regulation of DNA-templated transcription.
GUGGGGUGUGAGAGCAUUUGCUUGUUCUAUAAAGAAGUCAUACUUUCCCCUCUCAAAUGCCCACCUCUCUCUCUCUCUCUCUCUCUCUCUCUCACACACACACACACACACAACAAUUACAACUUUUCCUUUUCUUUUAUAUCCGCAUUUCUUUCUUUUUCUCUUUUCUUGUUCUUGUUCUUGUUCUUGUUCCCCCCUUGUUGAUAUUCUCUAUUUACUUAGAGGGAUUAAUAUAAGAAGGCAAUGUGGGAUGGUGGGGUUGUGGGCUCGAUUUGGCGUUUGAAGCCUGCCUCCCUCCCUUAGUUGGUUUUUAGGUGCUUUCGGGACUAAUUGGUUGCCUGCUUUUGACGAUGAUGGCGAAGCUUAAUUUUGUAAAGAACGGUGUGCUUAGAUUGCCUCCUGGGUUCCGCUUCCAUCCUACUGAUGAAGAGUUAGUGGUUCAGUACUUGAGAAGAAAGGUGCUUUCUUGGCCCUUACCUGCCUCUAUCAUACCUGAAGUUGAUGUUUGCAAAGCUGAUCCUUGGGAUUUGCCAGGUGAUUUGGAACAAGAGAGGUACUUCUUUAGCACAAGAGAAGCCAAGUAUCCCAAUGGGAACAGAUCCAACAGAGCCACACUUUCAGGAUAUUGGAAAGCCACAGGAAUUGACAAACAAAUUGUAAGUUGUAGUGGCAACCAAGUAGUGGGUAUGAAGAAAACACUGGUUUUUUAUAGAGGAAAGCCCCCAGAGGGAACUAGGACCGACUGGAUCAUGCACGAAUAUCGCCUUGUUACCGCUGACACCUGCAAUGCCCCACAUAAGAAGAACCAAACUCAGAACCAUGUGGUGGCAGUGGAAAAUUGGGUGUUGUGCCGCAUAUUUUUGAAGAAAAGAAGUGGUGCUACUAAAAGAGAGGAUGACGGCCUGCAAUGUUGCAACGAGAAGGGAGUUGGUAAAGCAAGGAGAAAGAGCCCUGUUUUCUAUGAAUUCCUGAGCAAGGAGAGGACAGACCUAUAUCUUGCCCCAGCAUCCUCCUCAUCUUGCUCCAGUGGGAUCACACAGGUGUCAAAUGAUAACGCGGAUGACCAUGAAGAAAGCAGCAGUUGCAAUAGUUUUCCUUAUUUUAGAAGAAAACCUUAAAAAAGCCACACUCACACUUUUGUUUUCUUGUCUAUAUCAGUAGUGGGGCUUUGAGUAGCCCUUCAGAAUAAUAACCUCUUUAAAGAAAAAGCAAUCAAGUGUUUGGUAA